Molecule: messenger RNA, 894 nt
Organism: Carlito syrichta (Philippine tarsier)
Lineage: Eukaryota; Metazoa; Chordata; Mammalia; Primates; Tarsiidae
Gene: TMEM208
Product: transmembrane protein 208
Exons: 6
Coding region: 211-744 (177 amino acids)
Biological process (GO): vacuolar protein processing
Cellular component (GO): intracellular membrane-bounded organelle
Source: RefSeq, a predicted model, not a curated record
CGACUUUGGUCUGCACCGGAAGUGUGUGUGCUGCCGAUGUGGUGCCUACUGACUGCGGUUUCGGUUGUUCUCCCUUGUUUCGCCGGCUGGGUAUUUGCGUCGUGCCAUGGCGGUUUGAGCACCACGAGGACCUGGUUGAGGAUGGAAUUCUGUAGUCAGGCAUGUGGGGAGAGUGCGGAGGACCAUGGCUGAGAAGGGCUCUGACAGCAUAUGAUCUUCCCUCUGCAGCCCAAGGGCAAAGUGGGCACAAGAGGGAAAAAGCAGAUAUUUGAAGAGAACAGAGAGACCCUGAAGUUCUACCUGCGAAUCAUACUGGGGGCCAAUGCCAUUUACUGCCUUGUGACCUUGGUCUUCUUUUACUCAUCUGCCUCAUUUUGGGCCUGGAUGGCCCUGGGCUUUAGUCUGGCAGUGUAUGGGGCCAGCUACCACUCUAUGAGCUCGAUGGCACGGGCAGCUUUCUCUGAGGAUGGGUCCUUGAUGGAUGGUGGCAUGGACCUCAACAUGGAGCAGGGCAUGGCAGAGCACCUCAAAGAUGUGAUCCUACUGACAGCCAUCGUGCAGGUGCUCAGCUGCUUCUCUCUCUACAUCUGGUUCUUCUGGCUUCUGGCUCCUGGCCGGGCCCUUUACCUCCUGUGGGUGAAUGUGCUGGGCCCCUGGUUCACAGCAGACAGUGGCACCCCAACACCAGAACACAAUGAGAAAAGGCAGCGCCGACAGGAGCGGCGGCAGAUGAAGCGGUUAUAACUAUUGACAUUGUGGCCAUAGGCUGCUGGGCUCUGGGUGGCUCCAUCAGGCUGCAUGGCCCCAUUGCCUGGAGCAUUGAGGGCCUAGUUCAGGGACCCAAAGCAGUCUGAGGUAUAGGGCUGCUGAAUAAAUGACGUGGAAUGUGGCUAA